GAUUUCCUCUAUGCAUGUAACUGUAUAAAAAAUACAAUUUGGUAUUUUCUUUAUGACAGAUAUUGAGUAUCUGCACAUCACGUUUAAACCAGCAUGGAACAUUCUCAUGGCAACUGAUUUUGUGGCUAAAAAUACUAAUCUUGGCCCGACCAAGGUUUUUGGUGACUCAAAAACACAUAUAACCACUGAACCAGUUGGUACCAUGGGCUACUUAUAUCCUGAGUACUUCCACAGUUUUCACAUCACCGAGAAGAGCAACGUGUACAGCUUUGCUGUCGUCCUCCUGGAGCUCAUCACAGGCCGUCUUACAGUCGUACCUAUCAGCGACAGUAUAAGAAUCUACAUCCGCAAGUGGGUGCAACAGAGCCUUGACCACGGUACCAUGGAAAAUAUUGAGGAUACAAAGAUGGGAGGGGACUAUGAUAUCAACUCUGUCUGAAAAGCUGUCGACCUUGCACUGCACUGCAAGCGAUAAGUCUCUGUUCUCUUUAAGAAGUUCUCAAAUUUCUGGCAAGUGGCAAUGCUUAGAUGAAGUCUCCACGUUAAGUGAGAAAUAUGGUGAUGAAAUGUACUGAUGAACCCUCUAUAGGAUAGCUGUAACUCCUGUCAUCUGACGGAAACAUUUGGUUCAGACCGGGGAAACUAGCCUAUAAAACAUUAUGGAAACAAAUCAUGUAAAUCAUGAUUUUUUUUAU
Molecule: messenger RNA, 695 nt
Organism: Lolium perenne
Lineage: Eukaryota; Viridiplantae; Streptophyta; Magnoliopsida; Poales; Poaceae
Product: proline-rich receptor-like protein kinase PERK1
Biological process (GO): protein phosphorylation
Molecular function (GO): ATP binding; protein kinase activity
Source: RefSeq, a predicted model, not a curated record